Messenger RNA from Camelina sativa (false flax), 1282 nucleotides. RefSeq names its product high mobility group B protein 14. The record is from RefSeq and is a predicted model, not a curated record. NCBI's taxonomy places the organism in Eukaryota, Viridiplantae, Streptophyta, Magnoliopsida, Brassicales, Brassicaceae.
UACAUUUAAAAUUGUCUUUGAUUUUGAAGAGAAAGGAACACAAAAACCUUGAAAGAUCGAUUCCUAAUUUUUUUGGAUUCUCUUAAAUAAAAACAUCAGAUUGAUUCUUUCUAAUUUGAUUCAUCUUCUUCGACUAAAAUUAUUGCAAAAGAAAAAAAAUAAUCAGAGCUGGACAAAUGUUGUGUGGGCUCACGGUUCACUUUCUCUUGAGAAUAAAGUUUCAGAUCUAGUUUUUGUUUUGCCUGAGUUAUCGUCCGAGCAGCAACAAGAAAAGUGAGCAAUCUUUCACUCCCGUCAGCGCAGCGGUGGGUUUCUGACAAGCAACGCGGCAGUGACGCAUCCACGGUGGCUGGGACGUGUGUUGCAGAGCGACGGAGUUAUCCAACUUGGGAAAGGAUUAGGAUUAGGAAAGGAUUAGAGCUGUUGAAACCGGUGAAGAUAUCAGUAUCAACUUGGGUCCUCUUGAGGAGUUAUCCAACUUAUUCAAAGCUGAUCUGCUUCUUUGUGAAUCCGGUGGAGGUGAGGUUUCAGUUCUUUUACCUGCGUGUGUCUUUGAUUCAGGUCAGUUCAAGGAGCUGAAAUCGAUACUUCUCCUCCGUUCGGGUCAGUUCAAGAAGCUGUGACCCGAUUCAGUGGUCAUGGUUCUUGGGUUCCUUUCAAGCUUGAAGACAGUUUCUUUCAUGAUUUCUGUUGAGGGUGGAGGUGAGGUUUCAGCAGAGAGCUUGCUGACUAUAUCAUCUACAUCAUCGAUGUAUCCGCUGGUGAUAAAAUACCCCGUAAAGGUGGCCCUGGCAUAUUUGUUACAUACACAAUUACGGAAAGCCCCCUCCUUCAAGAGGCAGCGAAGUGAACGUUCGAUUCCGACAGCGGCGAGAAAGAGAAAGAGAGAGAAAAUGACUAAGAAAGCUCCCAAUUCAGGGUUAUCGCGGCCUUUGUCUCUGUCGUGCAGUGGAGGCUUUCUUGUAGAGCAAAGUUUACAGAACAAAGUUUUGGUUUUUACCUGGAACGUAGAUUUAGCUGUGAAGUCAAGUGAAAGUGUGAGAAGGUCUACAAGACUGAGACUUCAGCCGUUGAGAAAGCCAAAUAUAAGCCAGAGGAAGAAACCUGUUAAACUUUGUUCCAAGAUGCCUAAGCAACCUCCCACUGCUUUCUUUUAUUUCUUGGAGGAUUUCCGGAAGCAAUAUCAAGAGCAGAAUCCGGAGGUCAAGUCCAUGCGCGAGAUUGGGAAGUCAUGUGUAGAGAAAUGGAAAACAAUGAUAUACGAGGAAAAGGUAAAGUAUUA